AAGAAGACAAAUAACCUUUGUAAUCAAUUACUUGAAGAUGUUAAAAUGGUAGGGCAGAUGGUUUCGUAAGUCAGUUAAUGAGACACCUUCGUCGUAUACUGCAAAGCGUAGAAUGUGGUGGACUUUAGUGCUUAUUUUGAUAAACUCCGCGAAAUUUUCGUGGUGUAGUGGCGGAGGCAAUGGAAAGAGAAUCGCCGAACAUCCUCUGCCGAGAUCUCUUCCUGAAUCAAAACUAAACGACUUGGCCCAGAGAACAGAUUACGAUGCUUUCUACAGUGAUACUUUCGUUAAAGGACUCUAUCACGUCCGAUACCCAGGAACACAGGGGCAUCACAAAGUCAAAACGUUUAUAAAGAAAGCAUUUGAAAACCUCAACUGGACGGUCACAUUGGACGAAUUUGAUGCCUCCACUCCUUACAAUACCAAGCGCUUCACCAAUGUGGUGGCCACACUUAACCCCAAUGCAAAAAAAAGGCUUAUCCUAGCUGCACAUUAUGACUCUAAAUACAUGCCGGGCAGAUACUUUCUUGGUGCCACAGAUUCAGCAAUGCCUUGUGCAAUGUUGAUUGAAAUUGCCAGAAUUGUUACCCCUUUCUUCAAAGCACGGGAACAGCAAAAAGGAAAUGUUUCUGCAGAUGAGGAUGAGCAAUCAGAUGCAACAUUGCAAAUGGUGUUCUUUGAUGGUGAAGAAGCAUGGGUCGAUUGGAGUGAUACAGACUCACUUUACGGCUCCCGACAUCUUGCAGAGAUGUGGAGCAAAACAUCUCACCCACCAAAUUCAAAUUCUACAAUGAUAGACACAAUUAAUGCCAUGGUACUCUUAGAUCUGAUUGGUGCAGCUAACCCAGUGUUUUAUAACACUUUUAAAGAAACAAAUGAUUUAUAUGAGAGAUUACAGAUGAUUGAACGUCGCCUACUGAGCACGGGGCAGAGAACAGGGCGUCAACAGCCAUAUUUCAUUCCUGGACUAAUGGACAGAAGAUAUCUUGUAGAAGAUGAUCACAUACCUUUCCUACGAAGAAAUGUUAAAAUACUGCAUUUGAUUUCACUACCAUUCCCACCAUGUUGGCACAAGCGCUGUGAUGCUGACUACAGUAUAGACCACAACGUUGUGAAGGACUUGCUUAAAAUCUUCCAAGUGUUUGUGGUGGAAUAUUUUGGUCUUUCAGUGCUAUAAUGUAAAGAAUGUAAUGUCUGUGUAGCAAAGGUUUUGAUGUGGAGUUCAAUAUUUUAUUUCAUUUUUUUCCUUUCAGGCCAUCCCAUAAAAUGUUCUGUUUUCUACCACCUAACAAACCCAUAUUUCAGAGAGAAGUAAAGAAAAAUAAAAUCCAAACUCACUGAUUAAGUGGCAAAAUUUGAAUAGUUGAGUAUAUUAAUUUUUCAGCCUCACUAUUUUUAAAAGAAGGUGAUCAAGACGUUGUUUUGAGUAUAAAUUAUUUUAACUCCAAUUUCUUACCUGUCUAUCAUGUUGGAACUGGAUUGUGUCUUUUUUUCUUUUUAACAAUUGGUUAGCAACUGGGUUCCUAAAGGUUCUUUUUGAACUUAGGCUCCUCAAUUAAUUCUUUCUUUUCUUUACUUCAAUUUCUUUCUUUCCUUUUUUUUGACGCAACUGACCAACUUUCAUUAAUGAAAUAGAAGGUGAUAGGAAACAGAACACUUUUUGGGAGUGGCGUUAUAAGCAAUCAAAGUAUUCUUGCCAUUGUGUGAAAGCUCUGUUAACAUGAAAAUUAAUAUAAAAGACUCAGAUUUGUUAAACAGCGUUCUUUAUGUCACAUAUUUAUCCUGAUGGAUUUUUGUCGCAGGCUGACAUUUCUCUGCAGAGAAAUUUCUAACCCCUUUUGAGAUUUAACAAUCUGACUCAAAUUAUGAUUUAACUAAAACAAUAUCAAUUAAAUAAUUAUGAUAAUAAUUUAAUAAGAAAUAUUGAUUUUUUAUUUAGGCCAAUUAUAAAAAAUGGGAAUCAGUUGGGGGGGGGGGUUUAAACAUUGAGCAGUUUAAUUUCUCAACCUUUCAAUUCCAAGAUCUGAGCAUUUUUUCUCUUAUCUUAUGUUACAACCCGUCUUGUUGUCAAGGUCUCAAUAUUAAAAGGAAUGGCGAAGUCAGUUAAAAUCAGAAUGUGUGUGCUCUGAUAAUGAACUAAAACUCAAAACAUUGGCCACAGAAACUCUUCAGGUUGGCCAAUUUACACUAUCAACACUUGUUAAAACAAAAUUAUCUUGUUUUACCAAAGCAGCACCACAGUUUCUUUAGAAAUUUACGGAAUUAAUUCAUCUCUUUUAGAGAAUGUUAACUUAAAAAAAAAUUACUAAAAGUGAAAAUGAACCCAACUGAGAGAUUACUGUAAAAAUUACAUGACUGUGUGCUCAUUUUCUUUUAAAAAAAUGAGAAAAAGCUUUGCAAGAAAAAUAUUGAAUGUUGGCAAAAAUUUAAUACGAAAGUAAAACAAUUGAUUAUCUGGAUAUGAAUCAAGUUACAGGAACUAAUGACAGAAACAGUAUUGACUUGAUUUAUCACCUGUUGUGACAAACGUUGAACAUCUAUACUUUUUGUUCAAAUCAUUUUUUAUCAAUUUUCAGAAAUUAUAAGGUUGAGUUAAAAACAGAAACAGAGAAAUUUAUCUUUAACAUUAUUGUUAUUAUUAAUUGAUUGGAAUAUUGUGAAUUCUUUUUAUUGCACAAUUCUUAAAGUAGAGAAAAUGUUAAGUUUAUAUGUGAUAAAAAUUUUAUUAUCAAUCCAAGAGCACUUUUUCCUCAAAUUUAGUGACUGUUAGUGUAAUAUCAAAAUUACAUUAAGCACUUGGGGGAAAAACCUCAAACUAAGAAUAUUGAAUUCACUUUACAAUUAAGUGGUAAACUGUUGUUCACUUUCAAAAUUUGAGAACAGUUUAAUUCAAAAGCAAUCGCAAUAAAAGGCUUUUUUCACAA
This is a messenger RNA of Stylophora pistillata, 2924 nucleotides long. Its product is annotated as glutaminyl-peptide cyclotransferase. The record is from RefSeq and is a predicted model, not a curated record. Gene Ontology annotation, molecular function: glutaminyl-peptide cyclotransferase activity; zinc ion binding. NCBI's taxonomy places the organism in Eukaryota, Metazoa, Cnidaria, Anthozoa, Scleractinia, Pocilloporidae.